AUUCCCGAAGAUAUUUUUUUCGAUCACGGAAAUGACCGAGUAGUUACGGUUGCUUACAACGAUGAAUCCAAAACAGAAAGUAGCAGCAGGUUUCAUUGUUUUCAGACGCUUCGAAAAAGAAAUUCAGUAUUUAUUGCUUCAAACUUCGUAUGGUGAACAUCACUGGACACCACCUAAAGGCCACGUGGACCCUGGAGAGACGGAACUACAAACUGCCCUGAGAGAAACCGAGGAAGAGGCGGGGCUGAAGAAGAACGAUUUCAACAUGUUUGACAACUUCCAAAGGACAUUGAACUAUGAAGUAAAUGGGAAACCAAAGAAAGUGGUGUACUGGCUCUCGGAGCUAAAGGACCCCCACACACCGGUGACGCUGUCUGACGAACAUAUUGACUAUAAGUGGCUCAAUCUUAACUCUGCGUUAAGCUGUGUUAAAAAAUACAAAGACUUUCAACAAGUUCUAAAUGAGGCAGAAAGUUUCAUUAAGUCAAAUUUGAAAUAAAGUUUUUGUAAGCAU
This is a messenger RNA of Ostrea edulis (European flat oyster), 514 nucleotides long. RefSeq names its product bis(5'-nucleosyl)-tetraphosphatase [asymmetrical]-like. Lineage: Eukaryota; Metazoa; Mollusca; Bivalvia; Ostreida; Ostreidae. The transcript is spliced from 2 exons. Bases 62 to 499 code for a protein of 145 amino acids. Gene Ontology annotation, molecular function: bis(5'-nucleosyl)-tetraphosphatase (asymmetrical) activity. The record is from RefSeq and is a predicted model, not a curated record. Gene Ontology annotation, biological process: AMP biosynthetic process; ATP biosynthetic process.